Molecule: messenger RNA, 2246 nt
Organism: Candidula unifasciata
Lineage: Eukaryota; Metazoa; Mollusca; Gastropoda; Stylommatophora; Geomitridae
Source: the annotation of a GenBank genome assembly
GCACCCACCUAUGGGUUUGGGAUAGCAGUUAGUGGUGGCUAUGACAGUCCCCAUUUUGUCAGUGGUGACCCAUCUGUAGCUAUCUCUGAUGUCUUGAGUGGAGGGCCUGCAGAAGGGAAGCUGCAUUUAUCAGUGAUGUCAGUGGAAGCACGGAAUAGAAGUCAGUUUAUCAGUCAUGUCAGUAGUAUUACAGAAUAUAAGUCAGUCAUGAAACGCAGAGUCUUGUUACCCAGUACAGAAAGCAAUAGGCCAACCAUACCACUGAAAAUGACCUUGACCAAGAAGAGCAGAAAAGAUGAAUUUGGACUUCUGUUGGGAUGCAAGGUGUUUGUCAGCGGUAUUGUGGAGAAUUCACUAGCUGCACAAGAGGUCAACCUACACAAGGGAGACACUGUUCUUAAGAUUAAUGACACUCCAGUAGAAAACCUGUCACUCAAUGAACUACAGAAGCUGAUAGAGAAAAGCAAGGACAAACUACAGCUUGUCAUUAGCACAGAGGGCAGCCAUGACAUAGUCAGCAAGAGCACAGUUUCCCUGAUACAAACUGAACCUCAAGCAGGUGUGCUACCCAUUCGGCCUCGCAACAUUGAUAGUGUCAACCUGUUUCAGCCUAUUAAGCGUGCAGAGGAAGUGAGAAAACACUAUAACCUUGAACCUGUCACAAACAACAUCCAUGACGGCUACUACAGUGACCAGGAUGAUUCCUGGCAGAGUAAGGGGGACCCAAGUCUGAAGUCGGAGAGUUAUAGCCCUCGUGAAGCCUUUUCUGUCAAGUCUGUUCAUGACUCAGACCUGCAGACUGUAACAUUCCAUAAAGACAAGCAGACGGGUUUGGGCUUACGUCUGACCGGUGGAAAUGCAACUGGAAUCUUCAUUGCUAGUGUGCACCCGAGAAGUGCAGCAGAGAGGGUGGGGCUUCUGGAGGGUGAUAAAAUCAUUCAGGCAAACAAUCGGGUCAUGACCGGGAUGAUUAGAGAAGAGGCUGUGUCAUAUUUGAGCAGCCUGGAAGGGCAGGUCACUCUUGCAGUUCAGUACAGGAAAGAAGAAUAUGAUCGUAUCAUAGCAAGCAAUGAAGCUGGGGACUCUUUCUUUGUCAGAACACAUUUCAAACAUACUGCCUCAGACGCAGAAACUGAGCAUUCAUUUCAGGUUGGUGACAUUUUCCAUGUCAAGGACACACUGUUUCGUGGUAUCGGUGGCUCAUGGUUGGCAAUCAGAAUUUCAGAUGGUCUCAAGAAAAACAGAAAAGGAACUAUCCCUAACAGUAAAACUGCAGAAAUGUUCAAGUCUCAACAGAGAGAAGACAGUGACAAGGAGAACUUUCCUAAUAGGGGAAGAGGCAGUUUGUUCAGAAGGAGAUCAAUCUCACGUCGAUCCAAGUCAUUGGGCAGAGACUGCUGGGAGCGAAUAAUUUUUGAAAUUGGCAAGGAACCAGAAUCUGGUCGGGACACUAAAUUUCCUGCAUAUGAGAGAGUUGUUUACAGAGAUCCUGGGUUUGUGAGACCUGUCGUUGUUUUUGGAGCAAUUUCUGAUAUUGCUAGGGAAAGACUUCUGGCAGACUAUCCAGGAAGAUUUGAGUCUAUUCAAACUGAUAAAGCAGCAGAAGAAGGCAGCAAGAAAGACAAGGGUGCCGUUAUAACACUAGGUUCCAUACGUGAGACUGUAGCUCGGAACAAGCAUUGUCUAUUGGAUAUUACUCCGUAUGACGUGGAUAAACUGAACUAUGCACAGUACAACCCGAUCGUCAUUUUCCUCAAAGCUGAGUCCAAGCAGGCAGUUAAGGAUGUUAGAGGACGCUGGAAAUCCAGCAUGAAGAGCCCUAGAAAGUUGUUAGAACAGAGUGAUAAAAUUGAAAAAUCAUAUUCCCACCUGUUUACAGGCCAGCUGAAAUAUACAGGAACAGAUUCCUGGUUUCCCAAACUAGCAGAGAUGAUUGAAUCUCAGCAGCAGAGAAAAAUCUGGAUAUCAGAGCAGCAACCACUAGAAGAUGUCAGUGAAGACUUCAUGUUCCCACUGUCCUCACGGAUGAGCUGUACUACUGGCACCAGCAGCCAUGUUGACAUAGCACAGCUUCAGAGUCAGCUGGAUGUAUCACCCAUGGGCAUGCAGCAGCAGCAGCAGCAGCAGACGGUCGGCAGGUACUUGUCGGAACCUUCUGUCAAUGCCCUUGAGAUUCCACCAGCAGGACCUCCUUCCCUUUCCUCAUUGGCACACAAGAACCACAGGGCAUGUAUUCUUUUUACACA